Molecule: messenger RNA, 2487 nt
Organism: Thyridium curvatum
Lineage: Eukaryota; Fungi; Ascomycota; Sordariomycetes; Thyridiales; Thyridiaceae
Exons: 3
Coding region: 1-2487 (828 amino acids)
Biological process (GO): phosphatidylcholine biosynthetic process; phosphatidylethanolamine biosynthetic process
Cellular component (GO): cytoplasm
Molecular function (GO): ethanolamine kinase activity; choline kinase activity
Source: RefSeq, a predicted model, not a curated record
AUGUCCGCUCCGCCCUCUCCCGUGUCCAUGCGGCCCUUGCGGUCAGCUCUGAAGGACGAGUCGGAGAGGACUACGCCUGUGGGUGGCUCCAACAAAGCUGUGCAAAUAUCCGAGCCUGACCUGACCACGCCCGAGGAGCCCCAAACCAGGAAGCAGUAUCCUGCCAGCAAGGCCAGACGCCUCAGUGGACGCCUCCCUGUCACCUCGGCGAAUGCUUCUCGGUCGUCUCUGAUAAGUCAGAUGAGCCUUGAGAACCUCACUGCUCUAGCAAGCUCCGCAUCUCCCGCCGCAACGCCCGAGGACGGCAAUUCGCAUCAUCACCACCACCCUCACUAUCAGCACAAGAUCGACAGGAUCAGCGAGAAGCUCCUCACCCAGGUUGCCGAGUGGCUCCAGCACGAGAGAGCGAAGAAGGAGUCCAGGAGAGACAAGAAGCUCUCGAGAAAGAAGGCCAAGGAGCAAGCCAGCAAGGAGUCUACCGCCAAGGGUGCAGACGACUCUUCGCUGUUCCGGGUUGCAUCUCACGAUUCGCAUUCCAGUGAGGUUUCCCUCGACCGGCUCCAGCACAUCAUCGAGGACAGCAUGGCUGCACUCGGCCUAGACGCCCUGCCGGCGCCCAAGCUUGGACGCCGUCACAAGAAGCACCGGUCCAUACAACUGCACCGUACUGUUUCCGCGUCUGACACCGAGUACCAAGAUGGAGAGCCCCUUGUCCCCAGCUGCGACGCUGUGCUCGACAACUCCAAGACGAUGAGCUACAGUGGUGGUGGCGUGGCCAGUGAGGAUCCCGAAAUGUCUUCGACGCGCCGGGAGGAGAAGGAGCGAGAGGCCUGGAUCAUCUUCAAGAACGACAUUCUCCGUCUGGCACAUACCCUGCGCCUCAAGGGCUGGAGAAGAGUUCCCUUGGACAGCGGCGAGACCAUCUCGGUCAAGAGGCUGAGCGGUGCCCUGACCAACGCUGUCUACGUCGUCGCACCGCCGCCCGAGGUGGUUGCCAGCACGCCGGAGGGCAAGCGCCCUCCUGCUAAGGUGCUCUUGCGGGUGUAUGGCCCGCAGGUAGAGCAGCUCAUUAACCGUGACAGCGAGCUGGCAGUGCUCCGCCGGCUCGCGCGCAAGAGGAUCGGCCCUCGUCUGCUCGGGACGUUCAAGAAUGGCCGGUUCGAGCAGUUCUUCAACGCCAUCACCCUCACCCCGACUGACCUGCGCAUCCCCGACACGUCUAAGCAGAUUGCCAAGCGCAUGCGUGAACUCCACGACGGCAUAGAGCUCCUGGACGAGGAGAUCGCGGCUGGCCCGGCAGUCUUGCAGAACUGGGAUCACUGGCAGGACGUCGUCGAGAAGAAGAUCAGCUUCCUGGACGACCAGAUUCGCUCGGACGAGGAGGCUGCUGGGCCGGACACCAACGGACUGCCGGCCGAUGCGUGGAGAGCGCGAGGACCAGUGUGCGGUGUCGAAUGGCCCAAGUUCAAGGCCAUGGUCAGCCAGUACCGGCACUUCCUGAACGAAUUCUACGGCGGCGAGAGGAAGCUCUGCGAGAAGCUCGUUUUCGCGCACAACGAUACGCAACACGGAAACAUCCUCCGUAUCCAGCCAGACGACGAGAAAUCGCCCCUCAUGCAGCCCGCCAAGCAGCACAAGCGGCUCAUCGUCAUCGACUUCGAAUAUGCCGGGCCCAACCUGCCCGGCCUGGAAUUUGCGAAUCACUUUACCGAGUGGACGUACGACUACCUGAGCCCCGUCGCCCCCUACGCGUGCCACACGGCCCUGUACCCGUCCGUCGAGGAGCAGCGCCGCUUCAUCAAGGCCUACGUCGAGCACAGACCGGACUACGUCUACCCGGGCUCGGCGACGCCCAAGCUCACGCCGCUGGCCACGCCGACGCCCGGCAGCGCCGCCAGCACGCCGGCGCUGCAGACGGCCAGCUCGACGAGCUCCAUCGUCGAGUUCAUGCUCGACGCCCGCGUGCCCCCCGGCGGCUGGGGCGCGCAGGAGAAGAAGCUCGAGGAGGAGUCGGAGAGGCAGGUCAAGGAGCUGAUGCACGAGACGCGGCUGUGGCGGAUCGCUAAUAGCGCCAUGUGGGUGGCCUGGGGCAUCGUGCAGGCCAAGAUCCCCGGGCUGAAGCUCGAUGGGGAUGGGGAGGACGAAGAAGAAGACGGGCUGGACGACGGGGUUGCUAAGAAUGGGCGGUGCGGAGACGGAGGUGAAGCUGCGGCUGAGCAGCGGCAGCAGCAGCAGCAGCAGCAGCAGCAGCCCUCUGGUGGACAGGAGGAGGCUGUCAAGAAGGAGACGUACUCUGAGAAGAACGGCGACGACGACACUGUUCGGGAAGAGGAACAGGCCGAGGAGGAGGCGGACGAGUUUGAUUAUAUCAGUUAUGCGCAGGAGCGGGCCUGGUUCUUCUGGGGAGACUGCGUGCUGAUGGGCCUGGUCAAGAAGGAGGAUCUGCCGACCGAGUUGCAGGCCAGGCUGAAGCUGGUCAACUACUAG